ACGCGCAUCUUCACCUAACUACUCGGGGGUCUCACUAUUUUCUGCCACAAAUGCCACAUCCAGGUUUAAAACCAAGGCCGCCAUGAAAGGUUAUGAAAACACACAUGUUGACUUAACAAUAUGUAAGGAGUUAGGAAUAAAGUCGCCAGCCGUAUGCAAAUUGACAGAGUUGGCGGAAAUCGCUUUGGGAAAUGAAAAAUCAAAUUCACCAGAAUUUACUUCUUUAUCAAAUGAACAGGAAGGCUCUAUUUUUCGGGCUGUAACGAGCCGAGAAUAUAUAACUUCCUCAGCUGCCGUCGAUCAUCCGAAAAAUUGUGGAGGUGGUAAUGACGAGCGAAUCAAAAGUAAAGAAGCACACAGUUCAACGUCGUCGAAAACUAUAAUGCAUUCUUCAAAAAUAAAAUCUGCGGUCGAAGAUAAUAGUAAAGAAGCGUGCAGAAAAAUUGUGAUUCCAGAGAGACCGUUCAAAAAUAUCGGUCUUGAAGAAAAAGAAACAAUCACCUUUCAAAAACCCAAAACUACCAUCAAUUUUCUCACAGAUGAUAACAGUAUAUCGACAACAAGUUACUCAGAUCGUGAUGAUUUUGACUUUGCCUCUUUGAGCUGCGAUGAAGAGCUCAGUCCAAAGCCUAGUAUCGAGAGAAAUGUCAAAAAUAAUUCCGAUAGCAGUUCCAGUCGUGCCUCUGCUAAAACUUUUGAAAAUAAGUCUCUCAUAAUGGAUCGUAUAUUUAAAAAUAUGGGCACGAAAGCGAAAACAUCCAUUAAAGUUCAAAGCAUAGGUAUACAAAAAGGUUCGUCACCCAAAGCUGACAUCAAUCAAUUGUUUGACGAACUACGCGGUGAUUGUGAGGCUAAAGUAAAAACAUCAGAAAGUGUCCCGAAAAAACAUACCAGUUUGAUAAGCCCCGAAAAUGUGAAAGUCAAACAAAGGCAACAACCUUCCCAAACGGAAAGUCCAUCGUCUUCGAAGCGUGGAUCGCGAGAAACUCGAAAGAAGUCAAAUGCCAGCGCAAAAAGUCAAAAAGAAAUAUCCAGACUCCAAUCUGAACUAGGUAUGAGCCAAGAGGAGAUAGUUAAGCUGAUUAACGAAGGGCAAAGAAAAUCUAAAAGACGUUGCGCUACGAACAGGCCAAAAAAGCUAGUCGAAAUGUGGAGCUCAGACGAGUAUGAAGAGUUUUUGUCCACGAAAGAUAUCAUAGCUCUCAUAGAGGAGAAAGAAAAACAAGAAACGCGAAAAAAACGCAAAAGCGCCAACCAAUUGAGCACGUGUAGCAACAAAAAUAAAGUCAUUGAACCUCCUAAGUUAAUACCAAGUAGACGCAAAAGUGUACGGUGUUUAGUUGAUAAGGACGAAAGACUUCUAGGGGGCCCUGCAGGUGCAGAAAAGAGCAGAGGAAGAAAACAUAGUGAUUUUAAGGAAAUUGUAAAUAACGUAAAAACAUUAAAAUGGGAACCUUGCACUAGUGUUGUAGUUAAUAAGAAGCACACUAGUAAUAAUAAUAAUAAUCAGUGCUAUAAAAAUCGGAGAAAAAACCAAUCAAAUCAAUCAUCUCCACGGCGGAAACGCUUGGCUUCCGAAAAGCUAUAUUACUGGUCGUCAUCAAGUGAUGAGGAUUUUGGGAAAAUUAAUUCAACAUGUGAGCAGGAGUUAGACGGCGGGGAACAAUAUCAAAAGCAUGGCUGGAUUGUUGGGGAUUCACAUAAAAAAUUAGUUACUUUACUCGCAAUAGCAAAAGGAAAUAAAAAAGUUGAUAAUAGUUGUGGAGUGAAGAAAAAUGUUAGCAGAAAGAAAAAUUAAUGUUGAUAAGUAUGUAAAUAUAAAAUUUUAAAAUUAAGAUAAUGUUAUGUGUAUAACGGAUUUUUUAUUAAAUAUAUUUUUAAAAUAAAGCCUAGCUUAUGGUAAAUUGCAAAAAAAAAA
Messenger RNA from Rhagoletis zephyria (snowberry fruit fly), 1918 nucleotides. RefSeq lists its product as uncharacterized. Lineage: Eukaryota; Metazoa; Arthropoda; Insecta; Diptera; Tephritidae. The record is from RefSeq and is a predicted model, not a curated record.